Molecule: messenger RNA, 1428 nt
Organism: Colletotrichum spaethianum
Lineage: Eukaryota; Fungi; Ascomycota; Sordariomycetes; Glomerellales; Glomerellaceae
Exons: 3
Coding region: 1-1428 (475 amino acids)
Source: RefSeq, a predicted model, not a curated record
AUGGCCUCACGGGUCUCUGCGGAAGACUAUCGCUCGGACUUUAGAGCUGACCGGUUCGCCGACAGAACCCUUCUUUCAGGAUGGUUCCCCCAGAUCGAACGCGAUGAGAACAGCAGUUGGAGCAUUUGGUUGUCGAAGAGAAGCCGUGCGCUCAUGAUCCAUAUUGGCAUCAUCAGCAGCGUUUUGAUCGCGAACCUUAGUGUGACUAUUUUCGCCUACUCGAGGUACGGCAGCAAGAACGGGGUAGGCCUCAUCUACCAGGGUGACUGCUCGACGGUACAGCAGCUGGACCGGUGGUUGCAUCUACUCAUCAACCUAUUGGGCACGGGGAUGCUUUCUGCUUCCAACUUCUGUAUGCAGUUGCAAGCCGCCCCUACUCGCGAAAACAUUGAUGCCGCGCACGAAAAGGGCAAGUGGUUGGACAUCGGUAUACCCAGCCUCCGCAAUCUGAAAUAUAUCAGUGACUGGCAGCGAGUUUCUUGGGCAUUACUAGCGCUCACUUCCAUUCCGAUACAUCUAAUUUACAACUCUGCAGUGUUCCAGUCGCUAUCAUCUCACAACUACACAGUGGCAGUCGUCAAAAACUCUUUUUUGAACGGUAGCUCGUGGAGCCUCGAAACGGCUGAAUUCAAUCGUGCUGGAAACUGGGGGUGGAACGAAUCUCGUGUCAACCCACCAAACUUGGACUACGCAAAGAUCAUCCACGGGAUGCAGGAAGCUGCCUCGACAUACGAAACAAAAGACGUCUCCUCUUGCUUUGACUUAUAUGAUGAUUAUUGGAAACCUCAAGGAGAUGUGAUAAUUCUGGUCAGGAACGAGUCAGUGCAGAGCACACCAGAUGACAGCCUGUUGAUGUACGUCUCCAUUGUGCCCCGUCUGGACGACUGGGCAAAGAACAUGUGGGCUCUGGGAAACGGCACCGACGGAUUCUAUGCUAUGUCGCCGCCGAAGCCUGUAACAAAAUGGUUACUUGGGCGCAAGCGAUACGAUGUUGCUGAAUGCCGCGUCCAACCACCAGCAAGUCUCAGCGCAAAGUGCCGAUUCGAGUAUUCGCCACCAAUCAUGUUCACGAUUAUCCUUAUGAAUCUGAUCAAGGUCCUUAUCAUGAUAUCAAUCUGGAUUAUGAGAAAAAGGCAGAAACACGGGCAAGAUAAGGCAAAGGAAGUGAUAUCCACCCUGGGUGAUGCAAUUUCUUCCUUCAUGAGAGAACCCUGCAAGCAGACCGUCGGCAUGGGCCUGAUGACGAAGUACGACUUCUUGACUACAAGAAAGUUCAAGGACUGGUUCGUGAGGCGCCCACCUUCGACAUUGAAGAAGGUUGCAGAUGGUUCACACACUGUACUGCCCUCUCGUAUCUUUCAGACUGAAGCUAAGCAAUGGAGAUCGGCUGCGAGUCUUCGUCGAUGGGUAACACUCCUCUUGAUGUAA